AUACAUUGCUAACCAAAACAGACUAUUUGACAUCAGUGACAGCAGUCUGAGGCACUACAUAAACCUCAGAAACCUAACAAUCACAAAGACACGUCUUACGUCCAUUUCAUCGGAUGCUUUUUUUAACAACACGAGACUUCAAUAUGUAGACCUCAGAGACAACAACCUUUCCAUGUUGUCAUGGAGAACAUUUCAGAACUUUAACAUUUCAUUUCCGCUUCUUCUAUCUGGGAACCCCCUGGACUGUGUUUGUGAGAACUUGUGGAUCAAACUGAGACUCCAAGAAGAGAUGGACAGUCCAGAGCUGACGUGCACCGAAGAGAGUGGAGGGACGAGGGACUUUGCAACGUUAACUCCACCAGACUGUGUGGUUCCCAAGGUAGAGGUCUUCCCGAGGAGUGUGACUGAAAUGGAGGGUGGUAAUGUGAAAGCUGUGUGCAGCGCCUCGGGCUCCCCUUUUCCUGUGAUCCAGUGGAAUCCUGAAAUGCUGUCAACCAAAUUUGUGAUGGAUCCCUCGGAUACGAAGAGCAGCCUCAUAUUGUCAGGCCUGUCUCCAGAUGAUAACGGCAAGGUGGUCGUGUGCAGCGCCGAGAACAUGGUUGGUCAGAACGAGGCCACGCUUAUGCUCAAUAUUCUCUUUCCCCCCACCAUCCAGAACCUGAUGCCCCCAGAACGGGACCACCACUGGUGCAUCCCCUUCACCGUGACAGGAAACCCCAAGCCCUAUCUGCACUGGUACCACAACAACAUGCUGCUGCAGGAGCAGGACUUCAUUCGCACCAUGAUCCACGAGUCCACAGAGAAUGAAGACCACGGCUGCCUGCAGCUAGUCAACCCCACACACAUUCACAACGGCGAGUACAAACUGGUGGCAAAGAACAAAUUCGGCCAGGAUGAGAAGACGGUCAGCGCCCAGUUUAUCGAUCCGCCUUCCGGGCCAGAUGAAGAGUAUGAUGACACACCACUGCCUCCACUGGACGACAGUGUUGCAGUGUAUGUAGUUGUGGGAAUAGCUGGAGUUGCCUUGACUGGCUGUGUUUUGAUGGUCAUCAUUCUGAAAUAUGGAAGAAACUCAAAGUUUGGUAUCAAAGGCUCCUCCUCUGUAAUCAGCAAUGACGAUGACUCCGCUAGCCCUCUUCAUCACGUCUCCAAUGGCAACAACACCCCGUCGUCCUCAGAAAUGGGUCCAGAUGCGGUGAUCAUUGGCAUGACAAAGAUUCCUGUAAUUGAGAACCCGCAGUACUUCCGUAACUCCGGCAGCAUUCUGAAAUCCGACACGUUUGUCCAUCACAUCAAAAGACACAACAUAGUGCUGAAGCGGGAGCUGGGAGAAGGAGCCUUCGGGAAAGUGUUUCUUGCAGAAUGCUACAACCUGGUGCCAGACCAGGAGAAGAUCCACGUGGCGGUCAAGACCCUGAAGGAGGCCACCGAGAGCGGCCGAGCAGACUUCUACAGAGAGGCUGAGCUUCUCACCAACCUGCAGCACGAACACAUCGUCACCUUCUACGGGGUGUGCGUGGAGAGCGACCCGCUCAUCAUGGUGUUUGAAUACAUGAAGCACGGCGACCUGAACAAGUUUCUCAGGUCUCACGGUCCUGAUGCGGUUCUCAUGGCAGACGGUCAGCACAGUAUCCUAGUGGAGCUAACGCAGUCCCAGAUGCUGCACAUUGCUCAACAGAUUGCUGCUGGGAUGGUCUACCUGGCUUCGCAGCAUUUUGUCCACAGAGACUUGGCAACAAGGAACUGCCUGGUAGGAGAAAACCUACUUGUCAAGAUUGGAGACUUUGGCAUGUCCAGAGACAUUUACAGCACAGAUUAUUACAGAGUGGGCGGUCACACGAUGCUGCCCAUUCGCUGGAUGCCCCCGGAGAGCAUCAUGUAUCGGAGGUUCACCACAGAGAGCGACGUGUGGAGCCUCGGCGUGGUGCUGUGGGAGAUCUUCACCUAUGGCAAGCAGCCCUGGUACCAGCUCUCCAACAAUGAGGUGAUUGAAUGCAUCACGCAGGGCCGAGUGCUGCAGCGGCCCCGCACCUGUCCCAAGGAGGUGUAUGACCUGAUGCUGGGCUGCUGGCAGAGGGAGCCCUACAUGAGGCUCAACAUCAAGGAGAUCCACAGCAUGCUCCAGAGCCUGGCCAAGGCCUCACCCGUCUAUCUGGACAUACUGGGCUGAUGCGCCAACAUCCAUGUAUGUUUGUUUUACGUGUGCUUUGUGUGUGGACGAGUAUUCCAGUGUUUUUACGGCACAUGGUUAAGGCGGGGGUGGGGGGGAAGUGACGGCCUCGUCUGUGUACAGAAUCUGGCUGUAAAUGCCGACCGUCCAUGUCUUACGUUACAUGGAGAGAAGCCUUAAAUUUUAGGUUUGCUUUUUUUUUAAGUUAAUUUGCAAACUCUUUGAGGCAUGUUUCAAAAAAGAAAGGAAAAAAAAUGUGGAAUUUUUUCCCCAAUCCUGCACUGCAGACACACACAGGUGUAAAAUAAAUAAAUGAACAGACUCUGCGAUUCAUUCAUCUCUGCUCUGCAUUUUAUGUCUGGUGGAAAUAAAACAAUACAAAAGGAAGAAAUUCUCCUCGAAAGAAGAUGUAUGUAGAUAAAAUGUUUUGAUUUCAAAAAUAGCUCAAGUUAAAAGUUGGAAAAGGCCAUACGACAUUUUGCUUCUGUUCUUUAAAUACCUCCAUCGUUUAUGUUUUUAUUCUCUAAUAUAAAAAAGUUAGUUUGUGAAAAUGUUUUAAAUGUAGCUAUAAAACCUUUUUCAUACAUGUCUAAAGCACAGAGAUGUGGGAUUCGGCUACACAGGUUGUUUCACUUUUUUUCUUUUUUUGUUUGUUUGUUGUUCGAUGGCUCAGAUGUCUCAGUUUUGAGGUUUUGCACAGUUCGGGAUUUCAGCAGACAGGAGGGAGUUCAUGGUAAGGGCCACCAGGGCAUUUUAAUGCAAUUCAUCAAUGUGAAUCAAUGAUUUAUGUGCUUUUUUAACAAAAUUUUUUUAGUUAUACAAAUGAGACUGCAGUGAGCGCUUUAACAAGCAUUUAACCGUCUAAGUUGAAACACGGGUGUGUUCAAUCUGACACGAAGCACGUUUCAUUCCAAGUUAGCCAUCUUUAAAUGCACUCAUGUUGUCAUCUGUAGUUUUACAUUUAUAAAAUAAAAACAACCAAGGUGCAGACAUUCACAAAUCAACUUCUGUUAAUCUUAGCAAAAAAGAAAAAAAGAAAAGAAAAAAAGACAAUCCGUCCAUAAAACUAGCCUCUGUUUUUGCUAAAUGAAUGUGUACAGAAAUAAGACAGAGUUCAGUUUAUUGAGUGCACUUUGUAGCAUUUUGAAACCCUCAAAUCAAAUCAAAACGUAACACAUUUUCCUGAUUAAAAACAAAGGUUUUUGUGUGUGUUGCUUUAUUUAUUUUAUUUUAUUAUACAGUGUUCUGUAUUACAUCAUGUGUCUGCUGUACAUAACCUGUUGUUCAUUCUGUACAGUUCUGAUAUCUGUCUAUAUCAAUAGUAGGCUAUGUUUAAUAGUAUAAUCUGUUUUAAGCAGGUAUGUCCAAAACUGUGUGACAUCUAUCGAAGACAAUGUGUUAUGGGCCACUGGCAAUACGUACUAACUGUAAAUAGGAUUUGAUUUGUGCUGCGUUGUAUGAUUUCUUUGUGCUCGUUCAUAUAACCAGUGAAAAAACAAUCCUCUUUUUUUUUGGUUUUUAUUUUGGGCAACCUUUGAUCUGUAAAGGACUUUAAGACAAUGUGAUUUUCUCUGAAGAAAAACGUGAAUUUUUUUUCUCCACUGUGAUGUGGAGCCGAGGCGGUCUGAGAGGCUGCCUGUCUGUAGGAGGACCACAGACUCUAAACAUCAGGAUUUCUCCUCACCCAGCACGGCGUCCCAGCAGAUGUGUGGUGGACGGAGGCGAGGUCAAAAGGUCUCCACCUGUCCCACCCUCCACAGCUCUGACCACCUCAGACUGACUGUAGCCUAUUUUGAUCCUCUUUCAGAUGAAUAACUGUGACUUUGCAUCAUGAAUAGUAUAUUAUUUUGAAUGUAAUCUAGAUGGGCGGGGACCUUUUUUGAAUGUAAUGUAUAUCUGGGUGGGGAAGGGGUUAAAGGAUUUUUUUGUAAAUAUAUGUUAAAAGAAGAAAAAAAAGUGGGGGGUUACAGUUUUCAAUCCUGUGAAAAUAACUAAUUUUACUUAUGAGAAUACAAAGAGUGUGUUUGCGUGCAUUUGCACAUACAUCUGUGUGCAGGAGUGUGUGCGCAUCUGUAUUUGUGUCUGUCUGGAUGUGUGUGUGUGUGUGGUGGGGGGGUGGUGCUCCCAGCAGAUUUGAUCCUGCUAUAAUCAGCCAGUUCUAUCAAUCAAUUCAGAGCUUUGUGCAUCAUGUGAGUAGCUUAUCCACAAUUAAUGGAAAUGUUUCUUGUGAUACUGUGCAUUUAUUAAAGGUGGUAUGUCUUACAACA
This is a messenger RNA of Austrofundulus limnaeus, 4437 nucleotides long. RefSeq names its product neurotrophic tyrosine kinase, receptor, type 2b (gene ntrk2b). The record is from RefSeq and is a predicted model, not a curated record. Gene Ontology annotation, cellular component: signaling receptor complex; axon; plasma membrane. Gene Ontology annotation, molecular function: brain-derived neurotrophic factor receptor activity; brain-derived neurotrophic factor binding; ATP binding. Gene Ontology annotation, biological process: trans-synaptic signaling by neuropeptide, modulating synaptic transmission; cellular response to brain-derived neurotrophic factor stimulus; positive regulation of kinase activity. Lineage: Eukaryota; Metazoa; Chordata; Actinopteri; Cyprinodontiformes; Rivulidae.